AUGAACAGGACCAACCAGUCUCGUGUCUCCGAGUUCCUCCUCCUGGGUCUCUCCAGGCAGCCCCAGCAGCAGCAGCUCCUCUUUCUGCUCUUCCUGAUCAUGUACGUGGCCACUGUCCUGGGGAACCUGCUCAUCGUCCUGGCCAUCAGCGCAGAUUCCCGCCUGCACACCCCAAUGUACUUCUUCCUCAGCACCCUGUCCUUCACGGACAUCUGCUUCUCCUCCACCACCGUCCCCAAGAUGUUGGCCAAUCACAUACUCGGGAUUCAGACCAUCUCCUUCCCUGGGUGUCUCACGCAGAUGUAUUUUCUCUUUGAGUUUACCGACAUGGACAAUUUCCUUCUGGCUAUGAUGGCCUAUGACCGCUUUGUGGCUGUGUGCCACCCCUUACACUACUCAACAAAGAUGACCCAUCAGCUCUGUGUCCUGCUGGUCAUUGGAUCGUGGGUCACAGCCAACCUGAAUAGUCUGCUGCACACCCUGCUGGUGGCUCGACUCUCAUUCUGUGCAGACAAUGUCAUGCCCCACUUUUUCUGUGAUAUUACCCCGCUACUGAAACUCUCCUGCUCCGACACACACCUCAAUGAGAUGAUGAUUCUCACUGAGGGCGCCCUGAUAAUGGUCACCCCAUUUGUUUGCAUCCUGGCUUCAUAUAUCCAUAUCACUGAUGCUGUUCUGAGAGUCCCAUCCACAGACAGAAAAUGGAAAGCCUUCUCCACCUGUGGCUCCCACCUCGCUGUGGUGUCCCUCUUCUAUGGCACCAUCUUCGCUGUGUAUUUCAGCCCUUCAUCCUCCCACUCGGCUGAGAAGGACACGGCGGCUACCGUGUUGUACACAGUGGUGACGCCCAUGCUGAACCCUUUCAUCUACAGCCUGAGGAACAGGGCCCUGAAAGGGGCUCUAAGAAAAGUGACGGGCAGGAAGACAUGUUCUUACUGAUGAAAGUGUCAUGGACCUGUCAUUCCCAGUUAUAUAAAUGUUUACCGACAUUAUAAUGUAGCAAUCUGUUUAUCAACGUGUCCAUGAGCCACAGAACAAAUAUUCUCAACAGAUCCUUAUCAAUGAACUCUGAUUUAACUACAACCCUGCUCUCUUAAGUAGAGAAUAUUUGUUUCUAAUUACUGUCAUUCAAAUUAUUUUCCAUUAAGGUUGAGUUUUUCCUUUCUAACACAAAUAUGUUUGCACUUUCCUUUUGGAAAUCCUCUCAGAAUCUACAGCACUGUUUUUCAGUCCUGGCUGUAUGUUAGUAUCACCUGGGGAACUGUGAAAAUAUCCUGAUUCUGGACCAAACCUCAAACAAUUAAAUCCGAAUCUCUGGGGUGAGACCCAGGCAUUAGUAUUUGUCCUCCUUACAUUGCCCAGGAUUCACUGGGUUGAGCAUGAGGGUUCUAAAGUACUUUCUGAGUUGGCAGUCUUGCUGCUUUGAAUAUCCUUUCUGAUUGUUCAUCACGAAGAGUGAACCAAGAAACCCUCAGAGGAACUCUAAGGUCUAAUGUGGGUAACGUGAGUGGAGGCGAGAAACAGUCACCGGAAAUUCUCUGUGAACCAGCACAAGUUCUCACGCUGAGAUCAGACUUUUGGCCAUUCAUACAAAAUCCUAAGAAUACUUCACUCAUAUUUUUAGUGUCUCCCCAUCCAAUGUGACUUCCUUACAUUAUGAGGGUAUAUUUAGCAUGAGGUAUGCCUUUGAUUUCAAAGAAACAGAUUAAAUAUUUGCUAUUCCGUCUGAUCGGGAUAGCUUGCCAGUUCCUUCUCCCUGGGUAGCAAACCGUCCCUGAACCUUCAAGAUCCAGGUCGAACGACACCUCCUCUGUGAAGCCUUUACUGAUUCCUCUGGGCUGAGACUGAUGUUCUCUCUUCUGGGUUCCCACAGAAA
This is a messenger RNA of Choloepus didactylus (southern two-toed sloth), 1876 nucleotides long. Its product is annotated as olfactory receptor 1F1-like. Gene Ontology annotation, molecular function: G protein-coupled receptor activity; olfactory receptor activity. Gene Ontology annotation, cellular component: membrane. The coding region runs from base 1 to 939 and encodes 312 amino acids. The transcript has a single exon. Lineage: Eukaryota; Metazoa; Chordata; Mammalia; Pilosa; Megalonychidae. Gene Ontology annotation, biological process: G protein-coupled receptor signaling pathway. The record is from RefSeq and is a predicted model, not a curated record.